GAAAAUUAGUUACUUGAAUUUGGCUGUAUUCAUGGUGAGAUUAUGUGCCAUUGACCAAUUGUGGAUGCAAGUGAAAAGUUUCUGACCUUUUUCAUGGUUGUCCCAAUCAGAUAUCCCUGUGAGAUGGAUAGCCAAGUUCAGCGAGAUGGUCGCCUUUUGGAGCUGAUAGAUGAGAAGUGGAUCUUGGAAAAGUUACCUGAAGAAGAUGUAGCCAUUCCACGAGAUGAGCUCCCUGAUCUUGAGCAGGACAAUGGACACACUGCUGAGUCAACCAAGGAACAGGAGAUGAAAUGGAAUGAUCUCUCCCUUCAACAGAUCAGUCAAUAA
This is a messenger RNA of Darwinula stevensoni, 327 nucleotides long. NCBI's taxonomy places the organism in Eukaryota, Metazoa, Arthropoda, Ostracoda, Podocopida, Darwinulidae. The record is from the annotation of a GenBank genome assembly.